Haliotis rubra (blacklip abalone) is the source of this 2638-nucleotide messenger RNA. RefSeq lists its product as uncharacterized. The coding region runs from base 57 to 1955 and encodes 632 amino acids. The record is from RefSeq and is a predicted model, not a curated record. Lineage: Eukaryota; Metazoa; Mollusca; Gastropoda; Lepetellida; Haliotidae. The transcript is spliced from 17 exons.
CUGGCGCCUAUAACAUCGACUGAUAGGAGCACUACAUCAGUCUUUACAGUGUGAAGAUGUGUAUCGGGAGCUGGGUGUACGUAUUUCUGGUCUCGUGGCUCUGUGUCACUGUCUCCGAUGGAAAGCAGGACUUUGCUGUGAACGUCAACAGUGACGGCACCUACAGCGUCGUUGUUCAGGGAGAUGUGUGGCUGAAGAGCGCUCCCACCUUCUUCAGAGCUGAUGGUCAAGUGUUCUCCUCUGCUGAUGGAUCUCUGAAGCUGGUCAAGAACACUCAGUCCAGUGGUGAGGACGUCAUCGGGCAGUGGGAGGCCAACAGCUUCUUGUACCAGGCAGGGUCCAGUCAGAUCGAGGCCAGCUUUGUACAGUACACACCAGAUCCAAGCAUAUUCACCUACAACAAUCCGGCCAUACCGUUCAUAUUGUUCAAACAGCGUUACAUCAAUGGAGCAAACAACACCGCCUCCAACAGCACUGCCUUCACCAUUUCUGGCUUUCCUGGAUUUCUAAUUCAAGAGUCAACCAUUCCAUUAGGAUACCUCAGUUAUGCAGGGCUCAUGUCUGGGAGCUUGGGUCUCAUGGCAGGACAGUGGGGACCAUCAUCAUUUAAAAUCAACGACGGGAUUGAAGGUGGACCCCUGACUUUAUUUGAUCGAGUGAAGACUGCAAAUACACUGAUUAUCUCCCCUGCCAGUCGGUUUAUGUCGUCAUCAAUAUGGCGUCAGAACUCCAGCACCGGCGGGGACAAUGUCUUUUGGGGGACGAUGGGGGGAGUUGAAAAUGUCCCUGUUGGUGUUGAAACCAGCUUUAUUCUUUUCUGUGGAAACCAGGGGAUUAAUAAGGCCUCCGUAAGCUGGGGUCAGGUCUUACAACGAUGGCAUGGACGUACAGAUCAAUAUAUGAAGUCCGACUUUACCAUCAACUACUUAGGAUACUGGAUGGACAAUGGGGCGUAUUACUACUACCGGACAGAGAAAGGAAAGAACGACCAAGACACAGUAUUGGAUCUCAAGAGCUACAUGGGGCAGAUGGGGGUACCCGUCAGGUACAUUCAGUACGACGAAUGGUGGUACUACUGGGACAAUGACCAUGGUGUUGUAACAUGGACAGCUCAACCGAAGAUCUUCCCAAAUGGAAUGCAGUGGCUUUAUAACAAGACACAGUAUCCCGUCGUGGCCCACAGUAUGUACUGGUCAAGCAACACAACUUACGCAAGGGCUAAUGGGGGAAGUUAUGACUUCCUGAUCGAUGGUCACAAGGCUUUACCUCUGGAAGAGAGAUUUUGGGAUGAUCUGCUCGCUGAGUCAAGGGAUUGGGGUCUGUUUGUCUACGAACAGGAUUACCUCAAUGAAGAAUUUGAACAAAUCCAAAAGCUCCUGACUGACAUUGACCUUGGCCGCCAAUGGUUGACUCAGAUGGGGAAUGGGGCUGCCAAGAAUGGGCUGACCAUCCAGUACUGCAUGUCCUACCCGCGACAUAUGCUACAGUCUCUGGAAAUACCUGUCGUCACACAGGCUCGUGUUAGCCAUGACAACCGACCAGACACUGACAACUGGAAGAUCGGUGUGACGUCACUAUUUUCAUGGUCUAUUGGUAUUGCACCCUUCAAGGAUAAUUUUUGGACAACCAGCGUUCAACCCGGAAAUGGCUACAAUUUGUCGGAACCCCACACAUCACUGAAUGCCGUGGUUGCAACCUUAAGUACAGGCCCAGUGGGGAUUAGUGACAUGGUGGGAGGCACAAACAAGACACUCACCAUGAAAUCUGUAAAUGCUGAUGGCCUAAUCCUGAAACCAUCGCGACCGGCGACGUCAAUUGACAACAGAAUACGGAGGAUGGCUUGGUCAGACUUUGAGGGUCCUGAUGGGGAGGUGUGGUCCACCUAUUCGGAUUUUGGUGGAGAACAAGUACGGUAUCAUCCUCGCUGCAGAUCUUCAGGGGAAACUACACCAUGACACCUUGCAUGGCUGGAUAUCAAGGGUUUCCGAACUCCAUGGUUUUCCCAGCCAAUAAUCCCAACAAGAUUCAACCUUUGACAGACCCCCAGCCUUUGACAAUGAGUGGCUGUACCAUGGCUGACUUCUGUCUCUUCUAUGUAUCACCUGUACUGAGCAUCAAUGGCAAACAAGUUCUGAUUCAGGGAGAGUUAGACAAGUGGGUGCCGAUGUCACCCCAGAGAGUUACGGCCAUCAACAUUGCCGAUGACAUCACCAUCAGCCUCACUGGAGCUGCCCAUGAAAUUGUCUCCUUCUGGUUCAACGUGGAUGGUAAAUCCUCACCUGUGACCUGUACCCUCGGAGCAGCAGGACUAGCCACCCUCAGUUUCUCAGCUGGCACAUGUCGUGGUGUUUAAUCAAUAUGAUGCAUGUGCGAGAAUAGUUUACAUACAUCUAUUAUCUAAUCCAUGUGUCUAGUUUUAAAGAAGUAUCAGAAAGUCCAUAUCACUAACACCACAGUUACUACACAUAGAUGAACAUACGCAAAUACGGUCAUACUGUAUUUGCAUUUGUUUCAGUAGUGUAAAAUGUGACUUUUGGUCCAGUGAAUGAACGAUAAUACAUGUGCCUAAAUAUAACAUGUGCCAUAUUAACAUUUCUUACGCUUAUAUGGAUGUGAAUAAAAGUACAUGAAGUGUGAA